Messenger RNA from Bombyx mori (domestic silkworm), 2297 nucleotides. RefSeq names its product sodium/hydrogen exchanger 9B2. The transcript is spliced from 12 exons. Gene Ontology annotation, biological process: proton transmembrane transport. Lineage: Eukaryota; Metazoa; Arthropoda; Insecta; Lepidoptera; Bombycidae. Gene Ontology annotation, cellular component: membrane. Gene Ontology annotation, molecular function: antiporter activity. Bases 16 to 1602 code for a protein of 528 amino acids. The record is from RefSeq and is a predicted model, not a curated record.
AUAUGGCCUUGCGCUAUGAAACAACCACGCCCCAGCCUCAUUCAGUUUAUUGGCAAACGUUGCACUGUAAGUUUCAGUUGUAGAUCUCGAUUUGAUACAUAUUAUAAUGAUCCAGUACUUACUUCGUUCUUGAACACGAUUACCUACCACUGCUCAGCAGACAAAAUACAGUCCGAAGAGCAUUCUAUAAGAUGCGAUUUUUCACAGGAAAGUGACGAGGACUACGGUAAUUUGAAUAAAGAAAAAAUGGAAGAUUCAAGGGAACCAGGUGCUCGUGUUUAUACGUUCAUAGAUGACAACGACGAACGCAGAGAUGAAAUAUACUAUGAUAAAUGGUGGCAGAAAUUUUGUUUGCGUUUUCAUCAACCGGACUCGACACCCUCCUGGAAACCUAAGUGGUGGACGCGGUUUUUCCCGUUUCCUUUAUUCUCAACGUACAGGCAAUCAGCUCUGAAAAUUUGCUUUAUCUUAUUCUUUCUUUUAACAUGGGGAAUACUUUAUGCCGAACUUGGCGAAGCAAUAGGUCUUCAUGGUGAACUUCUCGGAAUGAGUUUAUUAGUCAUAGCAGCGUACUUAAUAGGUUGGAUUUGGCUCAAAGUCACUACGUUACCGGCCCUGAUUGGCAUGUUACUGACCGGAAUACUUUUCCAAAAUUUCGGACUCGUAACUAUGACUGAUGAAUACAGAAAGUUAAAUCAAGAUCUAAGAAAGCUAGCACUGGUAAUUAUUCUUACAAGGGCGGGUCUAGGAUUAGAUGCUAAAGUGUUAAAAAAACAUUAUGCUGCGGUAUUACAGCUCGGCUUAUUGCCGUGGCUCGUUGAAUGCAUAGCUAUAGCCGUAACAACACAUUACCUACUACAUUUACCUUGGAUAUGGGCUUUCCUAUUAGGUUCUAUGAUAGCUUCAGUGUCCCCAGCUGUGGUUGUACCUUGUUUGUUUAGAUUACGCGACAUAGGUUACGGUGAAUCCAAAGGAAUACCGACUAUGGUAGUAGCUGCGGCAGCAAUCGAUGACUCCGUGAGCGUGGCUGUAUUUGCUAUAAUAUUGAAUGCAAUGUUUUCAUCGGGGUCAGUAACUUGGAAUAUAAUUAAGGGUCCACUGUCUAUCAUAGCUGGAGUUGCAUUAGGGUCGCUAUGGGGGGCACUGAUCUCGUUCAUACCAGAGAGUGGGGACACUCACGUUGUACCUUUGAGAUUUCUACUUUUAUUUUUAGGGGGAUUAUUCUCAUUGUUUAUAUCAAGUAUGAUCGAAUGGAGUGGAGCAGGUCCAUUAGCAAUAGUUUCAUCUGGGUUUGUGGCCGCAUAUUACUGGAAGAAACAAGGUUGGAUAGUCAAUAAAAAUCCAGUCAGUGAUUUAUUCAGAAUAUUAUGGAUAUUUUUCGAACCAAUAUUAUUUGCCUUUACUGGAGCUCAAGUCACAAUAAGCACUUUAGAUCCUGUUGUGAUUAAGAUGGGAGCGGUAUGCCUUGUAUCGUGCUUGCUAAUUCGCGCCGUUGCCACUUUUCUUGUCAGCUUCGGCUGUGGUCUUAAUUAUAAAGAAAAACUGUUUAUUAGUUUAACUUGGAUGGCUAAAGCUACAGUGCAGGGGAUAAACGUACACUGACUUAAUACGAAUUACUUAUGUUGAGUUGAUGUGUGGUGCUGACUAAGGGACGCCUGCACAAGAAUUAUCCCUACAAAAUUAGCACGUAGGUACAUUAAAUUGCGACUGAUGCUGUUAAACAAUGCACUUUUGCAUUUAUUGCCACCUCGUUGGUAGAGCGGUUAUGAAAUAUAGCUGCCAGUCAAUAUAAAUAUGUAAAAGACAUUUGAUGUUCGGGAUCUAUGUUUGUUUUGUUCUUCUCUCGUAUUUGCGUCUCCGCUAUCCAUAACUCAAGAAAAUCCUGAAGCUCUCCAAAUAUAUGUUCGAUGCUAAAAUUAAGCUGUCUGUAGUCUGGUGGUAGGACCUGUUGAGAGUCCGCGCGGGUAGGUACCACCACCCUGCUUAUUUCUGCCGUAAAGCAGUAACGCGUUUCGGUUUGAAGGGUGGGGCAGCCGUUGUAACUAUAAUUGAGACCUUAGAACUUAUAUCUCAAGGUGGGUGGCGCAUUUACUUUGUAGAUGUCUAUGGAGUCCAGUAACCACUUAACACCAGGUGGGCUGUGAGCUCGUCCACCCAUCUAAGCAAUAAAAUAAUUUAUAAUGAUAAUCAAUUUUAUCUUCAUACUACAUAAUUUGAUUCUGUAAAACAAACCUAAACCUAGUUUAUUUGGGGUUAAAGGCCGCAUUGGGUCCAGCCGCGCUGGAUUUGGUUCACAG